Messenger RNA from Myxocyprinus asiaticus (Chinese sucker), 3570 nucleotides. RefSeq names its product adenosylmethionine decarboxylase 1 (gene amd1). Bases 196 to 1203 code for a protein of 335 amino acids. Gene Ontology annotation, molecular function: adenosylmethionine decarboxylase activity. Gene Ontology annotation, cellular component: cytosol. The record is from RefSeq and is a predicted model, not a curated record. Gene Ontology annotation, biological process: spermine biosynthetic process; spermidine biosynthetic process. The transcript is spliced from 9 exons. Lineage: Eukaryota; Metazoa; Chordata; Actinopteri; Cypriniformes; Catostomidae.
AGUAUGGCCGGCGAUAUUAGCUAGCACUCGCUCACGGUAUUCUCUGUAAAGGGGAAGACGGCAAAAACAACAAGGCAACUACAUCCGGACUGCUCAAGGACUGUAACUAAGCUAAUAAAUUAUAACUAACCAUAAAGGACUAAUUAAUCGCGAUUCCAUCCGACGUUAUUUUCUGUUGUUGGAGUCUGUCUCACGAUGGAAGAGAACAGUGCACACUUCUUCGAGGGGACCGAGAAGCUGCUGGAGGUGUGGUUCUCCCGACAAGAUGAAACUAAAGGAACCGGGGACCUGCGUACUAUCCCCAGAUUUGAGUGGGACAAACUCCUGGAGAAUGUGCACUGUUUGAUUAUAAGUGUGACUAAGACUGACAGACGGGAAGCUUAUAUACUCAGUGAGAGUAGCAUGUUUGUCUCCAAGAGACGUUUCAUUUUGAAGACAUGCGGAAGCACCCUCUUACUGCAGGCACUGGUGCCCCUGCUGGAACUGGCCCGCGAGUACUGCGGCUUUGAUGCCAUUGAGAAUUUCUUCUACUCACGUAAAAACUUUAUGAAGCCCACCCAUCAAGAGUUCCCUCACCGUAACUUCCAGGAGGAAGUUGACUUCCUCAGCCAGAUUUUUCCAAAUGGAGCAGCCUACUGUAUGGGACGUCUGAAUUCAGACUGCUGGUACUUGUUCACUCUGGAGCUGCCGGAGUACUGGGUGAAUAAGCAGGCGGAUCAGACACUAGAAGUUCUGAUGAGUGAUCUCGACCCAGCUGUGAUGGACCAGUUCUACAUGAAAGACGGUGUUUCUGCUAAUGAUGUCACUCGUAUGAGUGGAAUUCGUGACCUGAUUCCAGGUUCAGUGAUUGAUGCCACAAUGUUCAACCCUUGUGGAUACUCUAUGAAUGGAAUGAAAACAGAUGGAACUUACUGGACGAUCCACAUCACCCCCGAGCCAGAGUUCUCCUAUGUCAGCUUUGAAACCAACCUCUCCCAGACAUCCUAUGAUGAGCUAAUCCGCAAAGUGGUGGAUGUCUUUAAACCAGGGAAAUUUGUGACGACUCUUUUUGUCAAUGAGAGCUCCAAAUGUCGCAGUGUUUUCUCUUCACCUCAGAAGCUCGAGGGUUACCGCCGCCUCGACCGCCAGUUGGCUCACUUCAACGAUUACAGUUUCGUCUUCACCAGUUACAUCAAGAACCGCCAGCAGAAACAACAGAGCUGAACCUCAAGAAUGAAGAAGCGUAAAAAGAAAUCCAGCCACCGCAAGGGACAUCCCAGUGGCCGGCAUAGUCUUGUAGCAGAGAGGCUGUUUCUGUCGUCUGGUUGUAGAUCUUCCCCGAGUUUAACCCUUAUGCAUUCUUGUAACUUUGACGUAGAUAUUGUACAUGAAAGCUCUUGUCAUGUCUCUGUAGAUAUUCUAACCCACUCUUGCUGUGAUCUUGAAGUGCAUGUAGAGUUCUUGAAUGUGGUGGCGUGUGUGAGGCAUGUCACGCCAUCGCUGUGCACGCAGCGCUCCCUUCCCUUCCUGCAGGUGUCCCCUCAUAUCCCCCACAGACAGGGUUUCAGACCUCACUAGGCAAGGACCCUGACUUGCUCAGAUCUGCGUCGUCUACCAUGUGGCUCAUGAACCGAUCCAAAAACAUCCGUUUUCAGUCCGGUUUCUUGUACUUUUUUUGUUUUUGUUUACUUUUUUGUUUUGAUUACGUUCCAUUUCCCUACUUGAAAAUGUUUGAUUUCUGACUUUGGUCAGUUAAAAUGCUCAACUGCGUACAGCUAACUUUGCUUAGACGGUCAAGUUACUAAACUUUCGAAACUUGCUCGCAUCAUCUUUUAGGACUGUUUGAUUUUAAUACGUCUGAAACUAAAAAUGAGAGUUUUUUUUUUUUUUUUUUUUUAAGUUGAGUAAAAGUCUGCAUCUUAUUUUAGGAGCUUUUACAUUUUGGAUUGAUGCAUCUGACACUGGUUAGUUAAAACACAACAUUUGCAUCAAUAUAACACUAAUUAGAUGGUAACUUUUUAAUUACGGCUUAAAUAUGUUUUUUUUUUUUAGCAUACUUUGCCAAACUAAAAAUAUUCAUUCUUAAUCUGAUGUUCACGCACACAUACACAGAAAUGAAAGGGUGAGACAGUAAUACUUGGCACACACCAACCAUGCUCUCACACAACCUUCCAGAUGUUGCCUUUGAGUACUAGAGAAGUGAAUGUGUCGUAAGUUGAGUAGCUUAACUGUCAUGGUCAAUGCUUCUUCUUUGAAGGACUGUAAGAUAUUGGUUUAAUACACCUGAAGUUUCAUUAAAAUGCAAUGCAAUGCUAAUUAUAAGCUCAGCUGUGUGCAGCUAACUAAAUUUUCUAUGCCCGUUUUGAAGAUAUUAUCACUCUGCUGACAGCAAAUUAAAAAUCUUUGAUUUAGACUAUUAGAGAAGUGAAUGUUUCAAACAUUGAGUAACUUAACCGUCGCACCAUGGUGAAAGUCAACUGUUGUCUUUCUUUCUGCUAACUGAAAUGGCCGUUAUUUUGUAAGUUGAAUGUAAGAAUUGCAUGGGGUAGCUGAAAGGUGACAGUUUACAUGGUUUAUGUACAAGAUGUCAUGACUGGUUCUGAAUAAUGUGGCAGGUGUUUAAGAAACCGUUACGUGCGAAAGAGAAGAGACGUUGCGUUCAUUGUGAAGGACCCUGGGACUGUCCAGCACAGAGCCUGCUGAAUUGAAACGGUUGGACAGACACUUUGCUUUCGAGUGCUGAUCGCACAGCAAAGCAUUUUAAUUUUUCGAAACAAAUUGAGUCAGAAGCUGGUGAGCACACAAUAGGCAUGUUGCAAUCCGAGCAUGUCAGGGCUGACCCGGAUCAUUCCACAUCCCACUGCUGCAUAAAGUGCAGUUUUAUUAAUUUUUUGUCCAAUAUGUGAUUCCACCUCUCCAGAUCCUGUUGGUUUUAAGCCCUCUUUGUAUACUGAGGGAAAUUAUGUUUUCAUUUGCUAUUGCAUGUGAAUAGCGUGUAGUAGGCCGUUUACUGUACAGCAUCUCCGCUAGGGCCCUGGGUAAGCUUAACAUGCUCCAUUUCUGUUUGUACAAUGUGGUACAAUGUAACGCACUUAUUAAUUGGUGCUGGGCAUAACGACCGAUGGGUAUGGUAUUUAUUUUUUCAACUCCUAACUGAAAAAAAAAAAAAAUGCAUACCCCUAAAUUUUUUUUUUUUUCUUUUUUCUUUUGGUGAAGUGUUGGAUUCAGAUGUUUUUCAAAUGGGGUUUUAUAUAUACACUUGUGUGUGGAGGGUGUAGACAUUGAUGUUGCGGACCAAGCAUAUACAUAUUUUUCCUUUAUCGGACUCUGUUCUAAAGGUGGGGAGUGACCUUUUCAUAUUAAUUGGAACUUUUUUUUUUUUAAUACUAGUUCUUUCCAGCCUGUGUAGCAAUGUGUAGGUUGGUAAGGAAACUGUUGGAAGGGUUCUGCUGCAGGAUUGUUCACAAGAAGUUGGGAAGGGGAAACUUUGCUGUUCCAAUUCUCUUGCUAUUUCCUUGGUUGGUCAAGAUGUGCUAAAUAUAUCUGUACUAAGAGCUUGAUGCUUCCUUUAAUAAAGUAAAUAACUAUCAA